CACGUCCUUUACAGCUCAAUAUAUACGGCGACCGGAAUUGUAAAAUUACACAACACAGGUCGCAUGUGCGCAAUCUGUCAAAAUUCACUUGACGAUUGCUCAAUUAAUAUCAAUUAUGGAGCCUCUACAACAGCAGUUUCAACAAACCGUGGGUUUAAUACUAUGUUGUCAAUGUGGUACACAGAUUGAACCUAACCCUACAAACAUGUGUGUGGCAUGUCUAAGGUCUGAAGUAGAUAUUACAGAAGGAAUCCCCAAACAAGCUGUAUUGUACUUUUGUAGAAAGUGUGAAAGGUACCAACAACCACCAGAUCACUGGAUCCUGGCUCAGCUUGAAUCAAGGGAACUACUUUCAAUAUGCCUGAAAAAGAUAAAAGGGCUAAAUAAAGUUAGACUGAUAGAUGCCGGAUUUGUGUGGACAGAACCUCACUCUAUGAGAAUUAAAGUGAAACUUACUAUACAAAAAGAGGUAAUGAAUGGUGCAGUAUUACAACAGGUGUUUAUUGUUGAGUUUACAGUCAGUAAUCAACAAUGUGAUGACUGCCACAGGGUGGAAGCUAAAGAUUUCUGGCGAGCUGUUGUACAGAUCAGACAAAAGACUGAUCAUAAAAAGACAUUCUUCUACCUGGAACAGCUGAUAUUAAAAAACAAAGCUCACUGGAACACUGUCAACAUAAAGCCAGCUCAUGAUGGUCUAGAUUUCUUCUAUUCCAAGAAAGAUGAUGCUAAAAAGAUGGUGGAAUUUCUGUCUGCUGUGGUACCGUGCAAACACCAGAUGGCGCAAGAGUUGAUAUCACAUGACAUCCGCAACAAUACGUUCAACUAUAAACACACUUUCUCCGUUACCAUAGUGCCUGUAUGUAAGGACAACAUUGUAUGUCUUCCAAAGAAGUUAGCCGCCUCCCUGGGAAAUAUUAACCCUAUCUGUGUAUGUUAUAAAGUCACACAGACUGUACACUUGAUAGACCCUAACACACUGAGAGUUGCUGAAGUAAGUGGUCAAGUGUACUGGAGGUCACCAUUUGUAUCUCUGUGUUCACCUAAACAACUGAUAGAGUACAUGGUGAUGCAAGUGGACAUUGUACUGGACAAGGAUAAACCUGUUGUUAGAGGUCAAACUUCACAAAAGCAUGUGUUAGCAGAUGUUUGGGUAUCUAGGAUGAGUGAUCUAGGUGUGAAUGAUCAACAGUAUUUCUGUAGAACACAUAUAGGGCAUCUUCUUAACACGGGUGAUACUGUACUAGGGUUUGACAUGUUGAAUGCUAAUUUAAACAAUGAGCACAUAGAGAAAUUGAAAGAAGAAAAACUUCCUGAUGUGGUGAUCGUGAAGAAAGUAUUUGCUGAUAAGAAGAAACGUAACAGACGUAGAAAGUGGAAGUUACAUCACCUUAAUGAUGAAUUACAUAACCUUGACAGUGAUUCAGUCAUGAAUGAGUACACAGAUUUCCUGGAGGAUUUGGAAGAAGACCCCUCUAUCAGACAGAAUGUCAAUAUAUAUAAAGACAAGAAAGGAUUCCCCCAUUGA
Molecule: messenger RNA, 1525 nt
Organism: Ruditapes philippinarum (Manila clam)
Lineage: Eukaryota; Metazoa; Mollusca; Bivalvia; Venerida; Veneridae
Product: 60S ribosomal export protein NMD3-like
Exons: 15
Coding region: 116-1525 (469 amino acids)
Biological process (GO): ribosomal large subunit export from nucleus
Cellular component (GO): cytoplasm; nucleus
Molecular function (GO): ribosomal large subunit binding
Source: RefSeq, a predicted model, not a curated record